Messenger RNA from Linum tenue, 540 nucleotides. The record is from the annotation of a GenBank genome assembly. Lineage: Eukaryota; Viridiplantae; Streptophyta; Magnoliopsida; Malpighiales; Linaceae.
GCUCCACUUCAGUGCACCAAAUUGACGUCCCUUCUCUCGCACCCUCGAUCUCCCCGCCCGGAAACCCUGGAGCGUAGUGUUAGAUCUCUCCGAUCCAAUGGAUUACUCCGGAUUGCCGGCGGACAUACUAGAAAAGCUAGUAACCCAGCACUUGAACGCCAUCUCUCACUUGCUCUCCUUCUCCGGAGUGUGCAAAUCAUGGAGAUCCGCCGCUCUCCCACACUGCCACCGCCGCCGGCUCCGAUCCAUGCAGCUUCCUGGCCUCCUCUUCUCGCAAGCCGCCGCCAUCCUGCCGGAAUCCCCCGCGCCCUCACGCUACUGCGGGCCACCACACGACUUCCUUCCCCUCAUCAUCACCGCCACCAUGCAGCCAGCUCCAUCGCCAACUCCAACAAGCACCAAGAGCAAAAGAAGGAGAAAGCGGCUGCCGCGGGUGAUGCUCCCUCACUUCCCAUCCCUAUCCCAAGUAUCCCACCUCCAACGCGAAUCGGAGCGCCACAAAAAGAUGGACCUCGACUUCGACGACAUCCCUUACCUCGG